AAACCACUGCUAUAGAAUAUUUAUUGUAGGAGGAGCAAUGUUGGUAUUUUGAUAGCAUCACAGUGCACAUUAGAUGUGGAAUAUAAUGCAUUUGUAUAAUAUUAAGGCAAUAGCCUAAUCUUUCUUUCUUUUUUUUUUCCCUCAGACCCUAAUUAGUAUUCACUAUACACCUACCUUACGACAAACCUUGCCCAGUGUCUUUGUCAUGCACAUGUAAAAUAAUGUAAAACCUACCCAGGGAACAUGCAAAUGCGCUUGUGAUGGCAUAAGUCUCUCUCUCUCUCUCUCUCUCUCACACACACACACACACACACGGCUGUCAGUGAUGUCAUUUGCCAGAAGGUGAAGAGGCAGACGAGGCAGGUGGAUGGAAGUGUGUUCCUGCUAAAGGCGUGUUGACAGCCACAUCGUUCAUGAUUUUUAGACACGCUUUCCACAGCUCAGAGGGACACCCAGCCUACACGAUGCGCCACAUUCAGACUGGCGGCUGCACGGAAAAUGGUGGCGCUUAAUUCAACGGCCGGCUGAUAACCACUCCUUUCAUUAUUUUCCCCUUUAUUCUGUAGCCUCUGGACUAGGGUAGCUAUUCGCGGCGUUUGAUCAUGAAUCCUGCAGAACAGACGGUUACAUGGCUCAUAACGCUCGGCGUUAUGGAGUCGCCGAAGAAGAGCGUGUCGGACCCGGCCGCGUUUCUGCAGUGCGCGCUGAAGGACGGAGUCGUGCUCUGCAGGCUGAUCGAGCGCCUGCGCCCCGGAACCACCGAGCAAGUUUUCCAGGAGCCCAAAAACGACAGCGAGUGUGUGAGCAACAUAAAGGAGUUCCUGAAAGGCUGCACUGCGUUUCGUGUUGAGCCGUUUGAGGCAAGUGACCUGCUGCAAGGCCAGAACUUCAACAAAGUUCUCACCACAUUGGUGGCACUGAACAAAGUGACUGCAGAUAUUGGCAUUGGCAGUGAUUCUGUAUGCACCCGUCACUCUACCGCUCAUCGCAUCAAGUCCUUUGAAUCUCUGGUCUCGCAGACCUCACUGGGCCGAUCGUCCAAGCUCCUCCAUAACCAGUUCCGAAGCCUGGAUAUGACCGAGAAUAGUAACACUCAGUUGGUGGUGAAAGCUCGCUUCAACUUCCAGCAGACCAAUGAGGAUGAGCUUUCCUUCACCAAGGGUGACAUCAUCACGGUCACCCGUAUGGAGGAGGGGGGAUGGUGGGAGGGCAACUUCAAUGGAAAGACUGGCUGGUUUCCGAGCAACUAUGUCAGAGAGGUCAAAGACAAACAAGUUUCCCCCAAAUCUGGAACACUUAAAAGCCCCCCUAAAGGUUUUGACACCACUGCCCUUAGCAAAACCUACUACAACCUGGUGCUACAGAACAUUUUAGAAACAGAGACGGAGUACUCAAAAGAGCUUCAGAAUCUUCUGACCAACUACCUGAGGCCACUUCAGAACACAGAAAAACUUAGCUCUGCAGACAUCACUGUCAUCAUGGGGAACCUGGAGGAAAUCAGCACCUUCCAACAAACUCUUGUCCAGUCACUAGAGGACUGCACUAAACUUCCAGAGCUGCAACAGAAAGUUGGGGGCUUUUUCUUAAACCUUAUGCCCAAAAUGAGAGCAUUGUAUACGGGUUACUGCUCAAACCAUCCAUCAGCUGUUAACAUUCUGACUGAUCACAGUGAAGAGCUAGGAGACUUCAUGGAGAGUAGAGGAGCAAGUUCUCCAGGCAUCCUCACACUGACCACAGGCCUUAGCAAACCGUUCAUGAGACUAGACAAAUACCCAACUUUACUGAAAGAACUGGAGAGACACAUGGAGGAGGGUCAUCCAGAUCGGCUUGAAAUUCAAAAGUGCAUGACCGCAUUCAAGAAUCUUUCUGCCCAGUGUCAGGAGGUGCGGAAACGGAAGGAGCUGGAGCUGCAAAUUCUCACAGAAUCCGUUCGUUUGUGGGAGGGUGAAGACAUCAAGACUUUUGGCUCUGUGAUCUACAUGAGCCAAGCCAUGGUACAGAACCAAGGCUGUGAGGAAAGGAAUGAACGUUACCUCAUGCUGUUCCCUCAUGUUCUGCUUAUCCUCUCGGCCAGCCCAAGGAUGAGUGGCUUCAUCUACCAGGGCAAGCUGCCUUUGAGUGGAAUGACAGUAACUCCUUUAGAGGACUGUGAAAGCCACAAAAAUGCUUUUGAGCUCUCCGGUUGCAUGUUUGAGAGGCUGCAGGUUAUCUGCUUUAAUAAGCACGAUCAACAGGAUUGGCUGGAGCACCUUAACCGUCAGACCAAACACACCACCAUGACGGCCUCAAGCAUGAAGCCACUCACAGUCCCUUGCCACACGCUCCCAUCCCACCCCCUAACCCCAUCCAGGCACGCAGAGAGCCGAGGCCUGACUGUGGCUCCUGCCUACCACACGCUCCCUCACUCCUCCUCUCAUGGAGCUCCACACAGCACUGUAAUGUGGGGGCCUCUGGAACCUCCCAAAACCCAGAAACCUUGGAGUCUGAGUUGCCUGAGGCCAGCACCCCCACUCAGACCAUCAGCUGCCCUCUGCUAUAAAGAGGAUCUCAGUAAAAGCCCCAAAAGUAUGAAGAAGCUGCUGCCCAAACGGAAACCUGAAAGGAAGCCGUCUGAUGAGGAGUUUGCGUUGAGGAAAAGUACCGUAGCACUGGAAGAGGAUGCUCAGAUCCUGAAAGUGAUUGAGGCGUACUGUACGAGUGCCAAAACCCGACAGACUCUCAACUCAACAUGGCAGGGCACUGAUCUGAUGCAUAACCACGUGUUGGAUCAGUCGAGCAUGGAGUGUAUGGGCCGUCGCAGCAGCAUCUCUCGUCCAGAGGGCAGCUCGGACCUUUCAGAGGACUCGGACUAUGACAGUAUAUGGACGGCUCACUCUUACAGGAUGGGGCCGGUUUCCCGACAGAGAAGAGACACUGCUCCAGCACUGAUACUGCCGGCGGAGGAGAAGAUAAUCCUGGAGGAGAUCAAAAGCAACGGACAGACUGUUAUAGAAGAGAAGAAUCUCAUGGAUGUUGUUUAUUCACUAAGACAUGAAGUCCAAGAACUUAAACAGGACGGUAAGAAAAUGAAACGAUCUCUGGAAGAGGAGCAGCGAGCUCGUAAAGAUCUGGAGAGAAUUGUACGGAAAGUUCUAAAGAAUAUGAAUGACCCAUCUUGGGAUGAGACCAAUUUGUGAGAUCAUGAGAGAGAGAGAGAGCAUCAUACAGGUUUGGUAGCAUUUGUGAGGAUUUCAAAUGUUAUAUUUCCAAUGAAUUUGGAACCAGCUCUGCUUAUAAAUUCACAUUAACACUCUCAGCUCUCAGCAUUAUCUUGUAAUUAGUUCACUUGCGUCUCACUGCAGUCUCUUAAGUUGACACGCAGAUGCUUUAUAUCGAGGAUCAACGUUGUGUGGCUAGAAGUUUGUGGACACCUGACCAUUCACACUCGUAUAUGCUAUUUGAACAGCCCAUUAUAAUAACUUUAAGAACAACUUCCACGCUUCUGUUAAGUCUUUCCACUAGAUUUUGGAGCAUGGCUUUGGGGAUUUACCCAUUCAGCCACAAGAGCAUUAGUGAGGUCAGGCACUGAUGUCUGGUGAGGAGGAUUGAUGCGCAGUCCGAGUGCCAAUUCAUCCCAAAGGUGUUCAGUGGGUUGAGGACACCGCUCUGUACAGGCCAUUGGAGUUCUUUCAUGCCAACAUCGGCAAACCGUGUCUUCAUGGAGCGCAAUUCGUGCACAGGAGCACUGUCAUGCUGGAUCAUGUUUGGUCCUCUUGGUUCCAGUGAAGAGAAAUUAAAACGCUCCAGUAUACAAACAAAGACAUCCUAUACAGUUGUGUGCUUCCAGCAUUGUGACAAAAGUUUGGGGAAGAACCACAUACGUGUGUGACAGUCAGGUGUCCACAAACCUUUGGCAAUAUAGUGUACUUUUUCAGCUCUGAACUUAAAAAAAAAAAAAAAAAAAAAAAAGAAGACCCAAAAUAUAAAUGAGUUAGCGGUAGCACAUCUCUAUUGCUGCAGCAUAUUUUAUUUAUGACCAAUGACUACAGUAAAUGCUUCUUAAAAUGAAUCCCUCUGGUAAUAUGUUUGCAACUAGUUAUUGACCAAUUGUGUUGGAAAUUGAGAUUUAAUUACAUUUGCACAAUUACUCUUUAACUUUUAAUACAAAUUCCAAAUAGUUGAUUUCAGGUCAUUACUCAGUGGAAUCAUGUAAAUUAACUAAUGGGUGUAAUUUUCUUCUAAGAACUACUUGGACCUUACAACUGACAUGACCGGUCAACUGUGUAAUUCUAGACGAACUCUUCCUGGGUUACUUCAGCCACUAUAAUGACGUAGGAAACCUCACUGAGGAUUGUACAUAGUACUGCUGUGCAUUGUUUUAACUGUAAACUUGUGUUGUAAACAUACUCCAUAUGUGUCAUUUGUAAAUAUUCCAGAGCUAUGGUACUUAUUCCAAACGUCCAAUUUUCUUCUCAUGGAAGUAAACCGUAUAACGACUAAUUCGGCUAGGUUUACAAACAAACUUUUCAAAAGUUACGCGUGUUUAUGUUAGGGUUUUUCAAAUAGUGUAGUAAAAAUGUUAGCAACCACUGUAUUACUAAAAGCCCUUGAAACACGAUUCUACACUACAUGUAGCUGCACUUAACUCUCAAGUCUCAAGACUCUUUAUGUAUGGACUGAUCUUUCUGUGAGUCCUCGAGCACCGAGGACCAUCAGGACAGGAAUGACCUCACUAAUACACUUUCAGUGUAUUUACUGAUGACCCUUAACCUCCACAUGACUCAUUGUCAUUGUAAAUUCUGUAAAUAAAGACGUUUUCUUAAGAGUUGUGAUUAUUUUGAAGAUUUCAUUGUACUCCUUUUUUUGCAUUUUUCUCUUUUUUUUUUUUUUUUUUUAAAUAGAAUAUGCUAUACUCCAGCAUAUAUUUAUUUUGUAAUUACAUUUUUAUUUUAUUUCAAUCAGGUGUCACUCUUGAGCCGCAAAGCGUACAGGCACGAGUGUAAAAGUAAUGCCAGAGUUUAAACCAGUGGAAUUUCUACACUUAGUUCAUGAAGGGGAGGCCAAUGAUGAGGAUGAUUUUGUGCCUUUGUCUCUUUUUCCCUGUACAACAGUGCAGGAUGAAGGUUGUGCAUACACUAGGACCUAUUACACUGACAAGGCAAUCUAGGCCCUUUGUGGGCGAUGAUUCUACUUCAUUGAUUUACAAUGGAAAGGAUAUAAUUUUGCUAGUGUUGGCAAAAAGCUCAAAUGUCAGCCUUUUCAGAAUGCCAGCAUUGCCUUGUUCGGGGAUGAAUGAGGAGAAAGUCACCUUUUGUCUCCUGUUAAAUAUUCCUGCAUAAAUACAAAGGGGCAUAAUGCCAUCCCGAUAAAAUGGAAGCCCUGAUUUAUCCCGAUUUAUCCUUUAGUGUAGAUAAAACCUGCAGAUAAAUGCCAGGUUGGCCUUUUCAAUUUUUUUUGUUCACUUCUAUUCUUUUGCAUUAAAAAAAAAACAAAAACGUAUUCAGUUCAGAUGACAGUGUCGUUGCUUUCAGUGGUGUGCUCGCAUUAUUCAUAAGACGACUGUCUCCUACACCAAAUAACAAGAAAAUUAUUAAAAAGGAAACAGCAUGAUGUGUUCACUUCCUUAUCUUCGCAAUGGAUCAUUUUUCUAGCUGUAGCGCUAGUCUUUAGCAUUAGCCUUGGUUUUAUUAAAGACUAAGGGUAUAGACUGAAGAGUAGACAGUCGAGAACAGUGCUAGUAACACCUGUAGAGUGUGAUGUUGCUCUGUUUGACUCCUAAGUUUCAGGUAUUAAUACCUCCACUGUUACUGACAGUGAACUAUAAUAGCUGUCUUUGAAGGUCUGAGUGAAAGGGACAGCAGGACUCUGUGGACAUUGAAUCAAUUAGCUUUUGACCAACCUAUACACACACUUGCACUCGCGCACACACACGCUUCUAAGACCCUGUCUUUUCCUUUCUUCCCCUGGGUCUAUUCAGUAGCUUGUGAUCAUUUAGAUUUGACAUGCAUUGUGGCUGAGCUUGUCUUCCUCUUUUGCUCUCUCCCUCUUUUGCUACUGUCUGUCAUUAAUUUCCAGGCUUUACAAUUUGCCAAAAAGAAAGAGAAAGGAGAGUGAGGGACGGAUGGAUGGAUAAGAGCUCAGUGUCCUUUUGAAAGGGUUUGUUAUUGCACAAAAAAACAGCCGCCCAAUAAUUUUUCGUCAAUGUUUAACUCUAAAAGCCUUUCCCCGUCAGCUUUGAAAAGAAGAGCAAUAAAGCCCUAUUGAAAAGGACUGAAUAAAAACAGUCCUCUGGGGCUUUGACCAAAGGGCUUCUUUUCCUCUGCCUCUAAUCAAAUAGGAACUGAAAUGAAUUAGUUUUCUUAUGAAAAUAGCCUUUGUUGGCGGGGAGGCCAGUAAUUCAUAAACAAUAAGCAGUGUCAUUGUGUGCAUAGUAAUAUAUUCAUGCCGUGGAGAGGCUAGAAGGCAGUACUAUGGCUCUGUGCAUGAGGAGAGAAGAGGGAUGGAUUACUCCUGGACUUUAUAAACAGCUUGCUCAGUGAGUGCUUCUCUUCACUUGUAAGCUCGUAGUCUUGUUAUCUCUUGAUUUCUUUUAAUAUUUUUCUUAUUUAUUUUUUUUUUUCCUUGCCCUCACAGUUUUUCUUUCUGUAUUUCUCUCCCCCCCCCCCACUUCUUAGAGAUUCAUUUUUUUUUUUGACAUUCCAGCAAUGUGUCUGUGAUCUGGAGCUUACGUUUAACUCUCCUCCCUCCCUUUCUUGGAGUCAGAAGACCAGUUUUUAUUAUUAUUAUUAUUAUUAUUAUUAUUAUUAUUAUUUUUUUUUAAACUUUACAUCUAAUUAAGUUGGAUGUAGUGCUGGAUUUGUCUCCUACAUGUUCAUCUGCCCUCCCUAGGAGAUACUAAUGGACUACUGCGACUACAGGAGGGGAAGGGGUGACUGGUGUCCUGAGGGAAUACCUGAUGCCUGUCAUCACAGAACAGGUGGAACGUCGGAAACAGGCAUUGUAUUCCAGAGGAUUCGAAAAAGGAAGCAAGAAGAUGGAUUUAAAACUUGAAGAUAUGUAUUUUCUAGUGCAGGGUGUUUUGUACUGGUACAUGAACACCUGAUGGGACUACUUGACAAAAAUGGGAGCAGUUAGUAGUUCUCUUCAUUAACAUCUUUAGACAAAAAGGAUUGCAAGUUAAUAGGAGCAAAACAGUUGCUGACAUCUGAGUCCGUUUGCUCAUCAACAGCUUUUUCUUUCCUUCUGCUACUUCAAGUCCAUGGAAUUAUGUGUCCUGUCAAAAUUCCCAUAUUGCUCAGGUAACAAGAAGCAUGAGGAAACCGAGUGGAAGUACGUCUAAGGAAAUGACACUUCUCUGUAUCUUUUGAUGUUACUCCUGAGACUGAUAUCAUCUGCAAGCUUUUUUUUUUUAAAAAACAAACAAAAAAAAAACCUAAUAUGGAGUAAUUUACACUUAGUUUUUGGUGCUGUAGAAAAGCCAGCUACUAGUGCAAACAUCAGCUUAAAAAUCUAGCUUUCUCCAUAAAGAAGAAAUAAGCUUUUCAGGACCAUUUCUGUGGUGGGAGUUGUUUUGAUUGAAAGUAAAUCUCCUUUGGAGCUCUGACAUGUCAUCAAUAAAUCAGCUAACAAGUAAGUGAGUGUGUUUCCUGUUCUUUGGGCUCGGGAUGAGAAUUGCUCGUUGUAGAAUGUAUUAAUUUUAGUGAACAUUUUGCUAAUGAUUCUUGUGAAUCGUUU
Molecule: messenger RNA, 7713 nt
Organism: Ictalurus furcatus (blue catfish)
Lineage: Eukaryota; Metazoa; Chordata; Actinopteri; Siluriformes; Ictaluridae
Gene: arhgef7a
Product: Rho guanine nucleotide exchange factor (GEF) 7a
Exons: 22
Coding region: 603-3176 (857 amino acids)
Biological process (GO): intracellular signal transduction
Molecular function (GO): protein binding; guanyl-nucleotide exchange factor activity
Source: RefSeq, a predicted model, not a curated record